AUGGCCUGGGCUCCCGAGUCUGAGCUGCUACAGAGCCUGGAGGACGCCUUGAACGCAGGAGUUUCCGAAGGGGUGCGAAACGCCUGUGCUUCGUGGGCUGCCCACCAGGAGGCUGUUGAAAUCCCCCGAAGCCCCGAGAUGACGAAGCAGCUCAUGAGCGCCGCGGGCCUUCGAAGGCUCAUGGCCUUCGCAGUCGACGCAGCAAAGUCCAAGGACGUUGGGGACUCUUACGUUCUCUCAGCGACGAUCUUACACCUGUCUGGGCGCGUCUGGGCCAAGGAGGCCCUGACGAUCAUCCUCCAGGGCCUCCAGCCGAUUCUGACGGCUCUGAUCAACAACUUCCUGGCCGAGGCCGAAGCGGAGUCUGUGGAUGUCGUCGACGGGAUUCAGCAGGGUGUGGCGGUGCAGAACUACUGCGGUGCUGCGAUGCAGCUCCUCGACUGCCGCCCGUGCCCCUCAGUGGCCUCUGCAGUGCUCGUGGCCGACUGCUUCAUGCCGGGGCGUACACCGGACCUGUUCCCGCUACUGCUGUCGGCGGUUGCCGCCGCCGGACGGGAGCCAAAGCCGGGCAAAAGCAGCGAAUCAGAAGCCGCGAAGGAGAAGUGCCACGCCCUGCUCCGCUAUGCGCGGCUCCAGGCAAGCCGCGCCGCCGCCGAGCUCCUGGCCUGCGCUCUACAAGAUGCCACGGACAUGUGCAAGGAGUGUGGUGAAAGAGACAUCUUCACCAGUAGCGUCCGGAUGCAGUUUGCUGAGGUUCUCCUGUUCGGACCCGAGGAUCCGAAGCUCCAGGAGCCGCUUCUGGAGCUGCUCUGGCGUUCUUUCCGGCGGGUGCGGCCACUGGAAGAGGGCCGUGGGGCCAAGCCCGUGCCGGACAUUGUGCAGCGGCUCAUUCAGGUGGCUGGCAAGCAGGCCUGCAAGAACCUCCAGGCCACGGCCCCAAAGGACUUCGCGGAGAAUCGGCAGUGUCUGCUCAAAGAGUUUUCAAUGUCCGUGGACCCCAGCCGAUUGGGUCCGGCAAGCUGUGCGGUGCAGUGGGGAAAUCUGCACGCGAGCGCCGCGCAAGUGACCUUCACCCGGAUGAGCAUGACCAUCGAGGUGCGUGCGGGACAAAGCUUCGAGCUUCCCUGGGGCUGCCUAGAGCUUCCGGAAGUUCUACUGCCAGGGCAGUCGCAACCGUCCCAGCCCUCUUGGCCUAUCACCUUCAGCGUGGACAUGACGGCGGCCUGUAUCCUCUGCGCCAUGCCCGGCGGAAUGAGCCGGGAAGUCGGAAGCUUGGAGGAACCGUUGAAGAUCACACCUUCGUUGGCUUCGUUUGCGCAGGCGCCCUCAAAGGACUUCCUGGGGAGUCUUCAGAGGCUCCUCCACACGCCGCCGAGUUUCCGGCAGCCGCAAGAGACCAAGGAGCGAAAAGCAUCGAAGGCCAAUCGAGAUGCGAGCAAGGAGAAGAGUCAAGAGGCGAGCUAUACAAGGCGGGUCACCCGAAGCAUGAGCGUGGCGGCCUCCAGCUUAGCCUCUGUGGCCAAGAAGGCCAUGGAGGCAACGAUCCCGGCCCGGCGCAGCCGCAGUGCUCCUGGCUGCCCGAAGCCUCCGACGACUCCAGUUGCCAAUGUUGCAAGCCCGGCGAGGGGCGCAUCCCUUCGAAAGUCCGCCGUGCAGCCGCAGACCAGCCCAUCCUCAUCACAAGACGCCUCAAAGCAAGCGAAGGAAGCUGCUCGUAAUGCACGAAGCCGAAGUCCAGUGCCAGCGCAGCAAGCAGGGAAGUCCAAGCUCCCGGCCCAAGCAGGUGCCACCUCACCAGCUUCUUCCCAUGAGUCUCUCAAGACCGCCGAUGCCGGUGAGAAAAAUCCGAAGCAGAAGCCGCAGAAACCCAAGCCGCAGCAGAAGAAAGACUCCAGGGCCACUCCCAAAUCCAGCACCCCGCCCCCACCUCGGCGACGCAGUCCUUCGCCUGCAAUGCGAAACCAAGGCCAGUCAGCACCAGAUGAGGCAAAGGACACUGCAGGAGCUGAAGCUGCUCCCUAUACUCCCCCUAUGAUGGACCCGAUGCCGUCACAGCAAGAUGCCACCAAGAAUCCAAAGCCUCCUGCAAGCACACGUGCGCGGUCGCCAGGGCAUAGCCUUGAGAGCAAGCAGGGGAAAGGUGGCCAGAAGAAACAGAAGCAGACCAGCCCGAAAUCCAAUGCCAAAGUGAGGAUGCCCAGCACUUCCCUGCCCCCACCUCGACGACGCAGCCCGUCGCCUUCAACUCAAGCUCAGAAGGCAUCAAGCGCGGCCGACACAAUGCAGCAAGCCGCCACUCCACCAGCGCCAAGCAAGGGAGGCAAGGAUGCACAAGACAGUCAGCAGAAGGCAGGUGCCAGCACCGCAGCAACGUGCAGCACGAAGUUGAGGACACCCAGCUCCUCACUUCCCCCUCGCCGACGCAGCCCGUCGCCUUCAACGUCUAAGCAGGGCCGCCCUGAGCCAUCCGACACAGCGCCACCUGAAGAGCAGCAAAGGUCGGAGGUCACGGGAGACGUGACAGCGCCCACGAAGUUCAGCUGCCUGGCGGAAGCUGCCAGUGCUGCACUUGCAAGAAGGAGCCCCUCCCCUGCAAUGCAGCGUUUGGCAGAGAAGGUCGCUGUGAAUUCAGAAAGCACUCUUCGCGCACGCAGCCGAUCUCCACUGCCAAAGUGGCAGGGCGCUGCUGAGGAGAAUUCAAAAGCCCCCGAACCUGGCACGUCACGGCCCGGACGGCUGUUCCGUCUCCUGUCCGCGGCGCCUACGCUGUCACAGCUUGGCAGCGAAGAGCAUCGUGACCAGCCAAGACCAGAGCAAAAGCCAGCUGCCAAGAGAGCUUCUGGCGACACUCCGAUUCCAGCCGCCCGGCGCAGCGCAUCACCCAUGCCGGCACAGGCAAUGCCAUCACCCGCGGCGCCUAAGGAGAAAGAUGCAAGAGCCAAGAGCCGCAUGCGAAGCCCAUUGCCUGCCUCUGCACAGAAUUCGCAGGGCGACAACUCCGCAAAGAUAGCCCACAAAGGAAUUGCUGCUCUACUGCAGGCCACGCAGGCACUGCCAAAGGCGGCGAGUGAGAAAGCCACGGAGCACCGUUGGGCUCAGCCUCCCAAAAGGGAGUUGCUGUCGCCUGGACGAAGUCCCACUCCGAGACGCUCCGUGUCAUUAAGCCCACGGAGGUUUCAUCUUUCAGAUGCAAGCCAUGUCGCAAGUGAGGCGGCCGACCUCGGAAUCAUGCACCCCGAGUCGCUCAGGAAGCUCUGCAUCGAGCGAGGGCUCUCCUCCAUGGGGCUCCGGCAGCAGCUGAUUUCCCGACUGCUGAUUCAGAGCAUGUCCAAGAAGUUCGAAGACAGAGAGUCGAUUCGGUCUGGGACCACGAGCCCGACCUUUGCCCCCUUCAACGCUCUCCACAAGAGUGAGCUCCAGGCCGCCUGUAGCCGCCAGGGCCUUCCCAGUUCGGGCAGUUGCAACGACUUGUUGUACCGGCUUCGAGAGCAGCGGCAGGAGAGGGAGCAGACGUCUGAGAACAGCUCGCGGCCAGCGCGUGGGCUCUCUGUGCCGCCGACUACGCAGGCCAGGCCCGUGCCCCUCUCGCCAGCGCCUGCCAGAUCUUUUUCCACGCCGCGCCAUCGAAUCCGAAGCAAAAGCCCGGCCCCGGCCGCCUGGACAACACCUGCACGGCGCAUUCGUGGCAAAAGCCUGGAUCCAGCCAGGUCCCUGCCCAGGCGCACUGAUGCAUCCAAGCCAGUCCCUUCGGAGUCCCUUGCCAGGCCCAGCCCAAAGCCACCGCGUUCACGAAGCUGCCUUGCAGCCCGAGGGGGCGCGAUGGUCCAUUCCCUCCUCACCCUCCGUCCAGAGCAGCUUGCAAGCGAAUGCAAGAAGAUGUGCUUGAGCCCUCAGGGGUCGCCUCAUGCCAUGGCAUGCCGCCUGGCAGCGGCACGCCUCCAAACAGCCUCUCCAGGCUCGAGCGCCACUGAGCUGGUGUCGCAACACUCUCCGGGGUCGGGUCAGCUUCCAAAGCCCAUCCUGCGUCGUGGACGCUCUGCCUCGGUGACACGGCAGACUCCCAGCAAGCCCAAAGCCAUGAAGGCCCAGGCCCAGACCCCUUCGCGUGCAACGCCGAAGCGCCGAACGCGCUCCCAAACCCGAUCUCCCCCGCGCUCCCGCUCCCACGCAAGGUCCCUGCUUUGCGCCUUGCCCGGAGCCAAGCGCAGCGACUCCCCGCCCUCCACGCCGCCCCGACGCAGCGCACCAAGGUCCCCAGUGCCCUCCACUGGCUCGAAGCUGCCCCGGGAGAUGAGGAGUCCCAGCCGAACGAAGAGUGUUGGAAAGGCGGGGAAGGCGCUUUCUACACGCAGCCGGACCCCAGUGAGGACCACCCCAGCGCGAACGCCCCACCGCUUCGGCGGCGGUUGCCAUGCGAACACUAAGGCAGGCCUCCCCUGCCAACGAUCGGGUAAGAUCCGUCCGGCCCAGGCACUCUUUUACUAUUGCCACAUGCAUGCCCCCCAGUGGAAAAUCCACGAGCGCUGA
This is a messenger RNA of Symbiodinium sp. CCMP2592, 4527 nucleotides long. The record is from the annotation of a GenBank genome assembly. Lineage: Eukaryota; Dinophyceae; Suessiales; Symbiodiniaceae.